Molecule: messenger RNA, 4344 nt
Organism: Topomyia yanbarensis
Lineage: Eukaryota; Metazoa; Arthropoda; Insecta; Diptera; Culicidae
Gene: dcma
Exons: 6
Coding region: 1291-2016 (241 amino acids)
Biological process (GO): G protein-coupled receptor signaling pathway
Cellular component (GO): neuron projection
Source: RefSeq, a predicted model, not a curated record
GGAAGUGGACGUCUCCGUUUGUGGCGGAUGAUUACGGUUUCUUUGUUUGUCUCGUCGCGCUUUGUUGUUGACUUGUCAAUUCGCGAGAGGUUGCGAAUCCUUUGUGGGAGUAUCCGGUUGACACAGACGCUACUUGUGCUGUCGGUGACAAAGAAAACGGUUAAUUUUCUAAGGGUGGGAAAAUGUGUAGAUGAAAUCGCGUCGUCAGCGAUUUGAAGAUGCGUGGAAAAUAAAGGACAAGACAGAACGUAUUGUGGUAAGCCUAGCUUGCUUUGAUCAGUUUGUUCUCGCGACACUAGCCACGUGGCCUGUACGUGACGCGGUUUAUCGGUGUUGCGGAUAAAUUGUGCAGAGUGGCUUAUAGUGACAUCAAGAUUAAUGCAGGAUUAUCGAGAGUAUAAAGCGAAGGGGGACAAAAGAAUCGUUGAUGCAUAAGUGUGGAGGAGAGUAUGAAUUCUGGUUUCUUAUUGAUCGAGUGAAAAGAAUCCUGCUUCAGGGCAAUCGUUGCGGUGUGUGAACUGCUUUGACUUGUAUUUCGCGUUUUAAGCACAAGCACGGGGAGGGUGUGUGUGUGGAUUAAAGUGCAUUGCCAUGAGUACUUUCUGAAGGGCGCUCUCUGAUUUGUCGAUUGUGCGGAAGAUAUUGGUCUUCACAAAGGCGUUUAAAGCUGUAUUAUAAGAUUAAUAAUUCUCUCAUAAAACAUCGAACUCGACCCACCAAUAUUCUGGGUUGCCAAUUCGCCAUCAUCACAUCCUGCCAAAAAAAUCCAACCUGAUGGAAACGUUCAGAACCGUAGUAAAGUGAAAACACAAUAAAACUGUAAUCCGAAUAAUGCGACCAUAGUAGUGAGCUUCGUUGCAAAAGAAAACCGUCGACCGAUUGUGGUGUGGUGUGAAGUGUAAAUAUUCCAAUUUUUUAUUCUUCCAACCAACGUAUAACCGCAACAGAGAAAAAAGAAAGUGUGGAAAGGAAACCUAGCGGAGGAAAUAUUUGAUUUAUUCGUGGAAAGUUCUAGGAAGAUAAAUAUUCAAUUCAUUUCCCAUACUGCUUCUUUUUUUCCUGGUGAGCAGAGUUUAUCGUGCAGGGGCUGCAACUGUUGCAAGUUUUUAUUCUCUCCUGGUCCAUUCGAAGGAAUGAAGCUUCGGAAAAAUAUGGUGUGAGAAGUGAACCAGUAAAAAGUGCAUACCAGUAUUUACGGGGUUUGUGGAAAGGGUUUUUGGGUGCCCCGUUUGGCUGGCGUGUGAUAAAACAGUGCUUCUGAGGAUAGAGUGAAAUACUCAACGAAUCAUCAUGCUGCAGGUGACGGCAGACCGGAUGUCCGGAAGGCGUAGCAGCUCCAUCGGAUGUCGUUCGAUCGUUGGCCGGCGGACGUCGAUGUACAUCAACCAGACCCAGCACGACCGGGAUCCGUUCAAGCUCAUCCUGGAAAUAAACAGUGAAGUUGCCCUCUUCCGAGACCUGCUGAUACAUGUCGGGCAGUCACGAGACUGUCCGGAGCUGCGGGAAAAGAUCCGGAAACUGCGAAGAUCCUGCGUGGAAGCCUGCAAACACACGGCGGCCCUGAUACUGCCGCAAAUACGAACAGCACUAGCCGAGGGCAUCCUGGCAGACAACCCCCACCUAGUUCUGCUCUUCUACCUAGCUCAACUAUUCCUAAGAGAACUAAUCAAAAGUCACCGUUUGGUGCAGGUCAUUCCUAUGGAUAUGUCCGGUUAUUACGAAAAUCGUGCCGGUCCGUCGAACCUCGGCAAUGUGAUAAGUCAGAUAUUGCUGUGCAAACAGAUUACGCCAGACUUCAAUCAGGAGGAGCUGUGCAGCAUAACGAAGGAUUCGCAGGAGAUUGCCCGAAUAUUGCAGGAUCUGCAGGAGUUUAUGCCCCAGCAGGAAACCUACCUGGAGCGAACAAUAGCCCUUACAACCGAAAUCAACGGCCCAUGGCCAGCGAAGCGACGACGUGGUUCACUCUACAAAAACAUGGGCCUUCUGUGCUGUGUUUCGAGGCCAAACUACCUAUGAACAUAGAAGUACAAAGUCUAUCAGUGCAGCUUCCAGUCGGUAUCCAACAGGACCGGGCCGCUGUCCACCUCGCCUCGCUCAUCUCACCUGUACGUACACCGCCGACAGGUCCUAGGUGCCAUCAUCCCACCCACCUCCAGCUCCAACAGACGGCGAUGCAGUGCAGUGCAGUUCGUAUAGUGAUAAACUAUUAAUAUCCUUCGGGGGUUGCAGCUCCCGCCAACGCCUGAUGGCAUCGAAACCACGAAAAUCCCUGUACCUAUAGAUAAGUUUAUUUUUCGAUACGUGUGUUAUUUAGUCUAAACUGAAAAUGUGCUGUCGGUUGCAUGCUAGGUACAUGGUCACAAUUGCUGAGUGGUACUAGUUUAACCACUCUACGGCACCUGAAGUUAGUCGUUCGUUCCGAUCGAUUGGCGCUCGGGAGGGGCCCCUCUGGGUGGUAUCCUCUCUUUGUGUUUUCAUCAGGAACACAAUAUCAAACCGGAUUAAGGUUGCACAGAGAAAGGGUAAAAUUCGCAAACGAAAAAAGCAGUUUUUUUCCACACCGUAUGUCAGAUCUUCAUAAAAAUCAAUCAGCGUAUGUAGAAUGUUGUUACAGUACUGCUGAUUGAUUUUUAUGAAGAUCUGACAUACGGUGUGGAAAAAAACUGCUUUUUUCGUUUGCGAAUUUUACGCUUUCUCUGUGCAACCUUAAAGUCAAUUGAGCUCGAAAUUGGUUGGGAUCAGUAACAUUAUGAAAGGUGCACACUCUACAAGCUGUUGACUGGCGGUUCUUUCUAAAAUACACUAAACCAUCAGGACCACCCUGAAUGCAACUCCGUGCUAAAGGUACAUGGCAAAAAGAUAGAAGAAGAGUUGGGAUUUAGAAACCCCUUAGAACACAAACGGGUGUGUUCGAAAGCUGAGUUGAAGACCAAGUUGAGCCAGAACUAAUCAUGACAUCAAUUAAAGGCGGUCGACCGCAAAAUGUACACACAUACUGCCAACAAGCAAGCAAACAAGAACGAACGGAAAUAGACUCGUUGCUUUGGUGCUUGUUUUGCAGAUGUACAUAAGAGAGUAUAUUCAGCCGGCAGGUGCUACAAGGAUGCAGAGAAAAAAGAUAAAAUCUAAUAAGUGAAUGCCACUACAUAGCACGAUCUGGGAAUCAUUUGCGAUUUGCUGCUAAACAAUUCGACGAGUUUAUUUCUUCUCCUGUGACCGUUUUCUUCAAUUAAAAGUGCUGCAAUGUUUACCUGCCAGGUGUUCUGCAAAUUUUCAUCCUAUACACGUUUUCAUUAGUUUUUCCCCGACUAUAUUAGAGAAAAGUUUUACGGAGAAGUGUUUGUGAUUGUGCUUUACUGUAAAUUAAUUCGAACCAUUGAAUGAGAACCGACUGUUCAAUUUUCACAAACUGUUCGUGCUAAGCUUGGGUUUACAGUAACAUACAGUAGGCCUACUAUGAUGACGGUGAAUUCACAUCUUUGGGGUCGUACACUCAGGCAAAAAAUACAGCGAAUUUCAUAGAAAUAUCGUAUACUUUUUAGCCACAAGUAGCAUGUAUGAAAAUAAUAAGAUUAUCUUAUGAAACGGCAUUUAUUUUGUCAAAUCGGUUUGAUAUGAUUUCAUGUUCCAUAAGGCAUCUUUGUUUUAACAUAAGACUAUAUUAUACAUUUCUCUUAUAUUUAUGAGAAUCAUAAGAUGUUCGUAUGAAAUUCAAACGACUGGCAUAUGAAAUACCUUAUAAAAUUAAAAGAUAAUCAUAAAAGCCGUAUGUUUUUCAUGUUAUAAAAACAUAAUUUUGUUACUUUUCUAUGCAUCACAAGAUAAAUCUUAUGAAUUUCGUUCGUGAGUGUACAUAAGAUAUAUUUUCAUCGUGACUAACGGCUAACAUUUCAAUAUAGAAACUCCUUUUCAAUACAGCGAAUAAAAUGAGGAUAAAUUUUCGAGAUUCUAUAUCAUUUGUUGUACUGAAUCAAAUAAAACAAUUUUUGUACUAUUUUCUUGCGAGGAUGUCAACCAAUUUUGUAUUAAACUUUUAUGUAUCUGUGCCACUAAUUUCCUUUUUUUACACUGCACUACACCGGUGUAAUCGGUGCUACACUCAUACAAACUUGGGUGUAACCAGUCUAUCUCUUUUUUGCACUACGCCGUUAUAGCACUAGAUAAAAACGAAUAAACCAUUGAGGGAUUCCAUGAGAAACCGGCCGACCGCAAAAUAUGACCAUUGUCGAUUCGAACGAAACUUUGCAGGUGUGUUCGCUGUAUGAAUCUCCAUGAUAUUCUCUGGCAAUUGGAAUAUUUUGAUACAAGAGUAAUUUUUCAAAAGGGCGUAAGCGUUUCUACGUG